Molecule: messenger RNA, 705 nt
Organism: Cutaneotrichosporon cavernicola
Lineage: Eukaryota; Fungi; Basidiomycota; Tremellomycetes; Trichosporonales; Trichosporonaceae
Gene: RPS8A
Exons: 5
Coding region: 1-705 (234 amino acids)
Biological process (GO): maturation of SSU-rRNA from tricistronic rRNA transcript (SSU-rRNA, 5.8S rRNA, LSU-rRNA); translation
Cellular component (GO): cytosolic small ribosomal subunit; ribosome
Molecular function (GO): structural constituent of ribosome
Source: RefSeq, a predicted model, not a curated record
AUGACAUGUCUUAACACCGACGACUUGGGUCUCAGGGUCCAAGCGGCGUGGGUCCUUCUGUUUCUUGUCCGACAACUCAAAAUGGGUAUCUCUCGUGACUCCCGCCACAAGCGCAGUGCGUCAGGCGCUCGCCGCGCCCACUACCGCAAGAAGCGCAAGUUCGAGCUCGGCCGCCAGUCGGCCAUGACCAAGCUCCACACCACCAAGCGCAUCCACAGUGUUCGCACCCGUGGCGGUAACAUGAAGUACCGCGCCAUCCGUCUGGACUCGGGCAACUUUGCUUGGGGCUCCGAGGCCAUCACGCGCAAGACGCGUCUCAUUGCUGUUCGUUACAACACGACCAACAACGAGCUCCUCCGUACCCAGACCCUGGUCAAGUCGGCCGUUGUGGAGAUUGACGCCACCCCCUUCCGCCAGUGGUACGAGUCUCACUACGCCCAGCCUGCCGUUGUCGCCAAGAGCGCCGCCCCUGUCGAGGACGAGACCAAGAAGUCGAACCACGUCCAGCGCAUCCUUGCCGAGCGCAAGAAGGACGCCAAGCUCGACUCGCACCUCGCCCAGCAGUUCCGUGCUGGUCGUCUCCUCGCCGUCAUCACCUCGCGUCCCGGUCAGUCGGGCCGCGCCGACGGCUACAUCCUUGAGGGCAAGGAGCUCGACUUCUACCUCAAGAAGCUCCAGACCCGCAAGCAGAAGCACGCCGCUUAA